Messenger RNA from Funneliformis caledonium, 778 nucleotides. The record is from the annotation of a GenBank genome assembly. Lineage: Eukaryota; Fungi; Glomeromycota; Glomeromycetes; Glomerales; Glomeraceae.
AUGUCAAAUCCUCUUUUAGCCGCAGCUCUCAGUGCUGUUAUAAAUCUAAAUGUUGUUACUUAUGAUGAUUAUGUUAAAAGAAAAAUGAUGGUUGUUACGUCUCAUUUAGUUGGUGGUAGGAUACCUUACGCUGGAGUAAGAUUAAAUGAAUUAGGCAGAGGUGAACAAUUAUUAGUUAACACAUUAACUGAAGAUGAACAUACUUUAAAUGAAUACAAUAUACGAAAUGGAUCGACCUUACAAAUUGUAUUGAGAUUGAGAGGUGGAGGUCCCACUUUAUAUAGUCUUCCUAAUCACCUUGAUCUAAUAUUCGAUUAUAAUUUCACAGAUAUAAAUGAUGAUGGGAUAUAUUUUAAACGAGAAAAUUUUGAAUAUAAACGUCCUUGUGGUUGGGAAAGAAUCACUCUUAAUGUUCUUGACAAAUAUGAAAAUAAUAUUUGGCUUGACGUUAACAGUAGAAAAUCUUUAACAAGUUCAGCACAAAAUGAAUGGCCAGUUUCUUAUCAUGGAACUGCUGAACAUAAUUGUAAAUCAAUUGCCAAAGAAGGUUAUGAUUUGUGUAAGGGUAAACGAUUCACAUUUGGGCAUGGAAUUUAUUCAACACCAGAUAUAGACGUCGCAUCUAUAUAUGCUACUCAAUUCAUUCAUGAGGAAGAUAGAUAUCAAGUUAUAUUUCAAAAUCAAGUUAAUCCAAAUAAUUUAGUUAGACUUACAAAGGAAGAAACUGGUAUUGGUAAAUAUUGGAUUUCACCAAAUGGAGCAGAUUUACAUCCUUAUG